Molecule: messenger RNA, 2342 nt
Organism: Jaminaea rosea
Lineage: Eukaryota; Fungi; Basidiomycota; Exobasidiomycetes; Microstromatales
Product: amidase signature enzyme
Exons: 3
Coding region: 193-2163 (656 amino acids)
Source: RefSeq, a predicted model, not a curated record
CAUCUCCUGUUUCACCUCUACCUGCCUGACGCACGGGUUUGUCUCUGCCUUGUCUUUGCCUCUCUUUGCCCUCAUAUCAGAGACCGGCCAAGGCACUCGUUGCCCUUCAAUAUACAAACACGGCCCUCGAUCUCCUCCUUUCAUCCUCAUCGCUCCUCCAAAACGUCCCAGCCCCCUCAUCUCAUACGUACGAUGCUCUCUCUUUUCCCUCGUGCAAACAAGCACACCUUGGCCCUUCGCGCCAAUCACAUCGCGGAUCGAGAGCGAGCUCUCUGCGCUCCUCUGGACGAUGCAGCCAACCGUACAUCCUCCUCGCUGAUCAAGCUCGAGGCGAGCGAGAUCGACAUCCAAGACGGGGACAUCGAGAUCCUCUCGAGCGACCUUGCUGCCCUCUCAGCCGCGAUCAAAGAGCGCAAGUGGACGUCUGUCGAAGUGACGCAAGCCUUCAUACGAUCAGCACGCCGUGCUCAGCUGGCCUCGAACCCGAUUACGGAGCCCAACUUCCAGGCUGCUCUUCAGCGCGCUCGUGAGCUCGAUGCUUACAUUGGCGAGACGGGCAACGUCAUUGGCCCGCUGCACGGCAUCCCCUUCUCUUUCAAGGACCAGUUCAACAUCAAGGGCCUCAGCACCACGCUAGGGUACAGUGGCUGGACCGCAAGGGGCAAGGCCACGCACGAUGCUGCCCUGGCUCAGAUCGUCUUUCAUCUUGGCGGCAUUGUCAUAGCCAAAACCAACGUCCCUCAAACGAUGCUGUCCUUCGAAUGCAACAAUCCCCUCUUUGGUCGCACAACCAACCCCCACUCCGCCGCGCACACCUGCGGCGGGUCCAGUGGCGGAGAAGCUGCCCUUUUAGCCUCUGACGGCUCAGCGGCCGGCUUUGGCAGUGAUAUCGGUGGCUCACUCAGGAUCCCGACGGGCUACUGCGGCAUCUACGCUCUCAAGCCUACCAAGGGCCGCAUCCCGAGCAAAGGUACGGCGAGCGCACGUGACGGCUUCGAGGCCAUCAAUGUCAGCGUCGCACAGAUGUGUCGCUCAGCGGACGAUGUUGAGUUCAUGAUGCGCCACAUCAUCCCUCUCAUCCACCCCUCCUCCGACUCGCCACUAGACCCAAGCGAAGCCCAAGAUCAAUUCAGCUCGGAAGCCCUGCGCCCAUCGCCGCUACGUACCGCCUGGUUCGAGCCCCUCAAGGUAGCCUCCAACCGUGGCCGCCCAUUGCGGCUAGGCUACUACGCGUGCGACGGAUUCGUCCAGUCUUCUCCGGCUGUGGUGCGCAGCAUAGACGAGACGGUCGCCGCCCUCCAGCAGGCGCACGGCGACUCUAUCCAACUGGUGCCCAUCGAUCCAGCCGCAAUUCAAGCGAAGAAAGCGCUCCGCACCUUUCUCGCCGCAGUAGGCUCAGAUGGGUUCGAUGGGCUCCUUUCACCGCUUCGCCAAGGCAAAGUGAAGGAACCAAUGGACUCCUCCCUCUUCGUCCCCGUUCUUCUGGCCCGCAUGCCAGGUUGGGCACGCAAGUUGGUCUACUGGAUCAUGAAGUACGUCGUCCGCGAUCAUACGCUAAGCUACUGUGCGACGGCUGCCGGGAGGAAGACGGCCGCGCAGCAUUUCCAGACUGUGGCGCAGCGCAACGAGUAUGAGCGAGAGUUUGACGCAAAGGUAUGGAAGGAGUAUGGGGUCGAUGCGAUUCUUUGUCCUGUGCAAGGCAGUCCAGCCGUCCCACAUGGGGCGACGGCGAAGUUAAGCACGCUGGCCGUGAGCACCAUCAUCUACAACGUACUGGACACAGCGGUGACCGUGCUUCCAGUCACGCGCGUGGACCCAGAGCUGGACGCUCUACCGCCCACCAAGGCCGGCAGCUCCCUCACCAAGGCUCAGCAGUCCUACCUCUCCACGCCCGGCUUCUCUACCUGCUCGAAGAUGGUCAGUCACGCCCUCUACACGGAAAAGGUCUACGAUCCAGUCGCGAUGCGUGGUCUGCCCGUAUCGGUUCAGGUUGUGACACGCAAAUUUGAGGAAGAGAAGGCGAUUGGUAUUAUGCGGCUAGUGGACGAUGCUUUGCGGGAGGCCAAGGGGGACGGGCAGAAGUAUGGAUGGGGACCAGGUGCCUGUGCGAGGAGACAGCUGGCGAGGGGGAAUGACGCGAAGGCUGCGGCGAGGAAGGAUUGAUUGAAGCUGCCGAAGCAUGAAGCGGCGCUGUUUCUCCUCCGCCGCGCUAGUGCGUAGCCACCUGGCAGGCAACUACCAUAUCCAUGCGAUUGACCCAUCGAAAUCUACUAUGUAUCAUAGAACAGCUCAUUAUCCUCCGCCUCCGCCUCCAAUAGAUUGAUCUGGACUCGCUCAUCUCC